AUGGUAGAAGAGUUCCGUCGAGAAUUGGAUGAAAUGUUCGGUAAAGACCGCGACCUGCCUCGUUCAGAGCGUCUCAAAAAGCGUGACCAUUUUGACGACAACGACGUUUGCAAGUAUUUUCUCGUUGCUUUUUGUCCUCAUGAGCUCUUCAUCAACACACGCAAUGAUAUCGGCAGAUGUAAAAAACGCCAUGACUCCUUUUUCAAGCAGCAAUAUCAAAACGACCCAAAUAGGCUGUAUUAUCAAAAAAAAUACGAGCAAGAAUUAUUAGGUAAUCCUCAACUUUAGCUUUACUAGAACAGCUUGUAGCUUCAGUCGAUGCUCGAAUUCGUAGAAGCUUGGCUAGAAUCGAAGCACCUCUCCCAGACGUAGAAAGCUCUAUGGAAAAUCAAGACAAAAAGAAUUCUCUCAACGCCUUGAUUGAUAGACGAAUGAGAGAGGCAGAACAGUUAGCUGAGGCUGGGAGGGUAAACGAAAGCGAACAAUUGAUCAAAGAAAUCGAGCAGCUGAAAGAGCAAAAAGACGAUCAAGAAGCCAUGAUUUGUGAAAUUUGUGGAGCAAUGCAGAGCGCGACUGAUACAGAGAGAAGACAAGUUUCUCAUUUAGAAGGGAAGCAGCACAAAGGGUUUGCUGCGAUUAGGAAGUGUAUUGAAGAACUGAGGGGACAUAAAGAUCUUUAUAGGCAUAUCGACUUAUCCAAGCCUCCACAAAAGCCAAAUCAAGAUAAAGAAAGGAAUGAAGAACGAAAGAAUAAAGACGAAAAUAGAUAUUACGAGAGAGAUAACUAUAAUAGGCAAAGAGCGCGGCAUAGAUCCAAAUCUAAGUAA
Messenger RNA from Blepharisma stoltei, 827 nucleotides. NCBI's taxonomy places the organism in Eukaryota, Ciliophora, Heterotrichea, Heterotrichida, Blepharismidae. The record is from the annotation of a GenBank genome assembly.